UCCUGAGCGGCAGGGGGCGGGGACACCUCCGCCGUCAGUCCUGACGUCAUGACGUCACACGGCUCCAGGCAGUGAAACGGCGCGAGUUUAAAGAGUCUCAGUUGGAAGCAGAGGAUUAGGAGGGAAAAUCAGCAGAUGUCUGACGACAGACGUCAAGUUGGCGCGGUUCCGUCCGCAGGAUGGCGGGAGAGGGAGGGACCGGAGUCCGGUUCUGGAAGCAGUGUGGGACCCCUGCAGGACCUGUCCUGGACCAGCUUGCGGGGGGGCAGUCGGAUCAGGACCAAACGCGGGUCCAGGGGCUGCCUGGUCCAGGGUCUGGUCAACACCCCCCCUCACAAAGUCCAGCUGCUGGUCCACAGGGACAAGGAGAACCCGUUUGUUCUGGCCCGGAGGUCCAGGAGGAGCAGAGAGUCCAGUUCAGGUGUGUCGUGGGAACGUCUCCCUGAAGAACUGCUGCUCAGGAUCUACCUGCACCUGGACCUGCAGGACCUGCUGAGGGUCUGUGUGGUCUGCAGGCGCUGGAACCGCCUGGUCUUUGAUCAAUCCCUGUGGCACAGUGUGGACCUGGAGGGCCUGACCCACACGGGCCCGGCUCUGCAGCAGGUUCUGAAGACCCAGGUCCGCCGGCUGCGUUGUCCUCGAGCUUGUGUUGAAGACCUGCAGCUCACAGGUUCCAGCCCGUUACAGCUAGUGGAACUGGACCUGUCCAGCUCCAUCAUCCCCACAGAGGUUCUGCAGAACAUCCUGCGGCGCUGCAGACAGCUGCAGAACCUGAGCCUGGAGGGUCUGCAGCUGUCUGAUGACAUCAUCAGCUGCCUGAUGAAGAACUCGGACCUGCUGCAGCUGAACCUGAGCAGCUGCUCCAACGUGUCUGCUGCUGCUGUGGGAGACCUGCUGCGGUCCUGCUGCAGCGACCUGGGCAGGACCCUCCCGUCCCUUCGGUUCUUGGACGUCUUCGGUCUGGUCCAGGAGAACCAGCUGGUGUCUCUGAGGAAGGCGAUGCCCCACGUCAGCAUCAACUCCAGACCCUUCUCCUGUGUGGCCCGGCCCACCCCGGCCGGCAGAACCGGAUCGCUCCAACCGGACUGCAGCAUGUGGGAGCGGACGUGUCGGCUCAGGGUCCGGGUCUGACCCGAGCCCCGGUGGGUUUUUAACUUCCUGCAGAACCAUGAGUCUGGAGAGCAGAGGUGUUCAGGGGCUUGGCUCUGCUGGGACCACCAGGUGGAGAUUCUGUUGGGUCAGCUUCAUGUUAAACAGAACCGUUUGGACUGUUCAAUGUUACAAUGAUGUUAAAUUAAAACUUUUUGUAAAGAAUUUUAAAAGUUCUGGAAUAAUGUUUAAACUCUUUUUUUAAAUAAAAUCAGUGAAACUGUU
This is a messenger RNA of Austrofundulus limnaeus, 1374 nucleotides long. It is a transcript of the gene skp2, whose product is annotated as S-phase kinase-associated protein 2, E3 ubiquitin protein ligase. Lineage: Eukaryota; Metazoa; Chordata; Actinopteri; Cyprinodontiformes; Rivulidae. Gene Ontology annotation, molecular function: protein binding. The record is from RefSeq and is a predicted model, not a curated record.